GGUAUGAAACAUAUACAAAUAUUGUAUUAGGGCCUUGCAAAUACAAAAAUUGGUAGGUGACAGUAUACCAAAAAAUGUGUUGGCUUCCUAGAAUCUGGAAAAGGAAUAUUUCGCAUGUGUGCGUGUGCUCUGUCGCACUGGUUUCUCAUUAUUUGUUCUAUUUUUAGACUGAUCAUGGCAGCAGCGGCGGCAUCAAAUACCAAUACAUGUUUAAAAAGAAAUAUGCGCGGCGGCGGGAAUCGAACCGAGGCACUAUCAUGAUGAUACACAGUAUCCUGCGCUCUAACCAGCACUGCUAUAACUGCACAUGAAUAGACAAGAGGCUGAAAGCCAUCAUCAUCAACACAAACGUGGCUUGGUGAUGGAAGUGAUACAGCCGCCACACUGCACAAUGGGUCCAGAGCCGUAUUUGCGAGGACAAAACUGUUUAAGCUUCAGCUUUAAGUUUUUAGACACAUAUAGUGUUUUAGAAAGUUUAUUUUCAAUUGUUGACCCUAUUCCCUAUUAUUGUUAUGUUAGGGUGGUUCGUCUGGUUAAACUGAUUCAAAAAUCUGCUUUCUAAUAAUUUUAUUUGCAAUGCCAUGAUGGAUGGUGAUGGAUCGUUUAAUUAGAAAUUCCACCAAUAAACGGCAAAUUCUAAAUUUCAUAUAUCUCAGGACUCUCACCACUUAGAAAGUUGGUGUCUUCGACAACGUUGUUAAGUGAGUCAAAGGCUUACAGUUAAUGUUCCACUAGGCGGCGCUAGUUACACAUUUGCAAAAUCAUUCAAAUGAUUGAUAUUUUUUUCGUGAAGUAAUCAACUAGCUGUAAGUUUGUUUUCUUUGAACGUGUCUAAGUCAAGUCAAAGGUUUUUCAAAGAGCUAUGUAUUAGUCAUAAUUGUGCAAUGUCGCAUUUCAUUCGGUUCACUUGAUCCAGAGAUAUAACAAUUAAACGAAGAACACUCAAAUAUGAACUACUUUAUUAGAGUUGCUCCAAUUUUAUGUAAAGUUAUCCAAUCAAGCCCAAAUUUGUACCGUUUAUAGCUUACUAGUUGUGCAACUGACAGGAAAAAAUUGAGAAUAUUUGGUGCAUUUUUGAAAAAGUUACAGCUUGCUGAAUAUAUUUGAAAUAAUAAAUAAAAGUUGCAUGCUUCAAUUAAUUCGUAACUAGCGCCGCCUACUGACAGAACCUUGAACCAAUCAGCUAAUCAACUGAGCGGCCGUAACCAACCUAACAACAUCGCCGAAGACAUCAACUUUCUAAGUGAUCUGAGUCCUGAGAUAUAUGGAAUAUAAUAUUUGUUUAAGUUUUAAAAAUUGCCUAAAACAUUUUUAGCAAGUUGUAUCCUUUUAUAAAGUCCACCAAAACUAUUCAACCUUUUUAUUUUUAUUACUUGUUCCUCAACGAGUUUGAUUUAACUGGUGCAAAUUUGGGCUUGAUUGAUUAUUCAACUUUACACGGAAUUAGAGCCCUUCUAUCUAUAUGUAGUUUUUGACUUCCGUUUAUCAAAUUACUGUACCUUAGGACUAAGCGAACCGAAUUAAAUUAAAUUUUGAAAGUUUGUGGAGUUUGUGUGUAUUGGUCUUCAUGUAUCGUUGGACUCGACUAAAAUAUGACCAACGGCAAAAAAGUUGCAAUUUAUUGAAAACUUUUCGAAAAGUUCUAAUGAUUCGAAUGUUUUAUCCAAGGGCUGAAAGUCUCUUGAAUAAAGACAAAUCAAUCAAAUCAAUCGAAUGUUUUAUUUUUGUAAAUUGGCUAUAACUUUGUAAAACAUUCUGAUAUUGUAUAGAGAAUAAUUAAUCAGCAGAUUUUUGGAUAAGCCACACUUGAUUGACCGUAAUCAUUUCACAAUAAUGAAAAAAAGAAAUGACAGAACUUGGUAGAAACAUUUUUGUCUUCGUAAAUACGACUCUAGACCCAUUGUGCACUGAAAAGCCCGCAUCCAGCAGGUUGCUGUUUGCAAGUGGAAAAUUCCAUGUAGACAAUAGGACGCGAAGCUCAGCAGCGAAGCGAAAGUUAUUUUUAGACGCAACCCGGUUCAACUUCUCGGGUUUGAAUGGAGGUGUUUGUGUGUAGUGGUAUGGAAGCUAUGGAACCGUGUAGCGCAUCUUAAUACAACGAAUGGAUUAUGAUUUAUCACAUUUUCUGUACGUUUCUAAUACAUAAAUUGGUAGAAAAGGCAUAUCUCAAUUUUUGGUAGCUUUUCUUGUUUUGCGUGUUGGCAUAUUUCGAUCCAAACUUGGAAACUUUUCUAGUUGCCGACGCAAGUCCAACGGGUCUUGGAGCAGUGUUAUAUCAAAAAGGACCUGACGGCGUUGGGCCCAUAUAUCCGAGGCGGUAAACGCACGGGUAUUCAGCAUGACCAUGCUGAGGGUGACGGGUUCGAUUCCCGGUCGGUCCAGGAACUUUUCGUUAAGGAAAUUUCCUUGACUUCCUUGGGCAUAGAGUAUCUUCGUGCCUGCCACACGAUAUACACAUGCAAAAUGGUCAUUGGCAGAGGCAGUUCUCAGUUAAUAACUGUGGAAGUGCUCAUAGAACACUAAGCUGAGAAGCAGGCUUUGUCCCAGUGAGGACGUUACGCCAAGAAGAGGAGAGGAGGACCUGACGGCGUUCUGAAAAUAAUAAGCUACGCAUCGAAGGCACUCUCCGAAGUUGAACGUCGAUACGCCCAGACAGAAAGGGAAGCCUUGGUAUGGGCUCCUGAAAAGUUUCACUUCUAUCUUUAUGGAAAGUUCUUCUGGUUGAUAACCGACCAUAAACCGCUAGUGACUAUUUUUGGAGAAAAAUCAAAACCUAGCGCCAGGAUUGAGAGGUGGAGACUGCGUUUGAUGUAUGACUAUUCAGUCAUUUACGAACCAGGAAAGAGCAAUAUUGCGGAUCCUUUGUCAAGACUUUGUCGGGAAAUACCAGAAUGCUAUGGAAGCUAUGAUGAAGAAAGUGAAAGAAUAGUACGGAUGGUGUCUACUGAUGUUUGUCCUGUGGCUGUUUCACUUAUGGAGAUUGUGGAAGCAACCAGGAAUGACAUUGAACUAUCGGAACUCAUUCGCUGGCUACCGUACCCGAAGAAAAGGUGGCCAAAAACUCGUAUGCGGUACAAACCAAUUGCAAGCGAUCUUUCAACUGAUGGAGGUAUUGUUUUGAAGAAUAAGAAGAUCAUUGUACCAAAAUCUUUACAAAUGCAUAUUUUGAAACUGGCUCAUGAACCUCAUCUAGGUAUCGUUGCGAUGAAGAAAAGAUUGAGGGAAAAGGUAUGGUGGGUUCGAAUCGAUUUCAUGGUGGAAAAUUUCGUAAAAGGGUGCAACGGUUGCUUGCUGGUCUCACAGCCCGAAACUGAGCCGAUGGUUAGAACACCAUUGCCAGCAGGACCAUGGCAGAAAUUAGCGUUAGACUUCACAGAGGUCACAAAUGGUAUACAUCUUCUUGUUGUUGUUGAUUAUUUCACAAGAUUUCCGGAAAUUGAAAUAAUGACCAUCAUAACAGCAAAGGCGACAAUAUUCAAAUUACGAACGAUCUUCGCUCGAUUUGGAUUCCCUUGCGAAGUCAUAUGUGACAACGGACCUCCAUUUGGAUCAGAAGAAUUUGUCGGCUUUUGUGAAGCGUCUGGUAUAAAUCUCAAGCAUUCUGUACCAUACGCUCCAUUUCUGAAUGGGUUGGUGGAACGUUAUAAUCGAACACUCUUGAAGUCCGUCAAAAUAAGUGUUGCACAAGGAAGAGACUGGAAGAGCGAUCUGUAUGAUUUCUUGUUAGCUUAUAGGAACACACCGCAUUCUAUUACCAAUGAAACCCCAGUAAAAUUGAUGUUUGGUCAUAACUUGAAGGACAAGCUACCAGAUUAUUCGGAUAGUACGGAGCAAGGAUCAAGAACUAAUAUGAUGAAAACAGAUACAGACAAGAAGGAAAAGGGUAGGAUCUAUGGAGAUAAUAGAAGACGAGCUAAGCAUUCAACGAUUGAUAUAGGAGACCACGUAGUAGUAAAGAAUUUCUUGAAACGUAGCAAGCUAACGCCAACAUUCGACCCUCAACCAUACAUAGUUACGAAGAAGAACGGAACCCGUCUUACCGUGAAAAACUUGCAAACCGGAAUGGAGUACGACAGGCACAUCAACCAUACAAAACGUUUAACUUGUAGCAGCCCAUUCUUCAACCUUGAACAAUCAACCCUAGUUUUCGAUGAAAUGGUAAAUCCAGAUCAAAUAACAUCAAGAAAUUACCCAGCACAAGCUAAAGAUGGGGCAUCGGCUGAUUCGACGUCUACAGGACCAGUGAGAACUAGAAGACAUCGUGAAGCUCGAAAACCAGAAUAUUUCAAAGAUUAUUUACUAUAUAAAUGUGAUAGAAUGUAGUAGAACUGUUCAAAGAUAAUUGAAUACAAUAUAACUAAUUUAAAAUUAGAAAGAAGGAUAGAUGUAGUAUUGUAGUAGGCUGAUAGAACAUGAUUAAUCAAAGUAGGAGCUGGAAUAAAACAUUCAUUCAUUGUUGUGACUUGCACCGUUUCAGUCCUGUUUCAUUUACUGUCCGGAUCCGAACGCCUGGGACCAAGCCAAGGAAUCGCUACA
Messenger RNA from Aedes albopictus (Asian tiger mosquito), 4536 nucleotides. RefSeq lists its product as uncharacterized. Gene Ontology annotation, biological process: DNA integration. The transcript is spliced from 2 exons. Gene Ontology annotation, molecular function: nucleic acid binding. Lineage: Eukaryota; Metazoa; Arthropoda; Insecta; Diptera; Culicidae. The record is from RefSeq and is a predicted model, not a curated record. Bases 2809 to 4323 code for a protein of 504 amino acids.